AUGCUGGCGCUGUUCUACAAGAGAGACGAGCUGGCACUGAGAACAUCAAUAUUCUACUUCGGUAACUAUUCAGCCGCCGCGACUGGUUCCUUGAUCGCCGCAGGAAUUUUGCAAAUGGGCGGCAAGGGAGGGCUCGCCGGAUGGCAGUGGCUCUUUGUCAUCGAGGGCACAUUUACCCUCCUCAUCUUCUUCAGCUACGUCCUCCUCCUCCCCCGCAGCCCAAAGCACACGCGCCCGAUCCAUGGCCGCUUCGACCUCUUCACCAACCGCGAGCGCACCAUCCUUAGCACCCGCAUCAUUCUCGGCGACGAGUCCAAGGGCGCGGACAAGGCCGAAAUCACCCUGAAGAGCCUCCGCGAAGCCUUCGUCGACCUGCGUCUCUGGCUGCACACGUUUCUCAACAUCCUCAGUCUCACCCCCAAGGGCGGCCUCGCCAUCUACGGUCCCACGAUCAUCAAGAGCCUCGGCUUCUCCAAGACCAACGCCAACCUGCUCAACGCCGUCGGCAACGUGCUCGUCAUCAUCCUGUCGUACACGCUGUCUGUCGCGUCAGACAAGACACGGCUGCGCGGGCCUUGGUGCAUCGUGGCUUUCGUCUGGUCCAUUGCCUUCUCCGGCGCGCUGUGCGGGCUGCCUGUCGGGACGAACAGGUGGGUGCAGUAUGCGCUCUUCACGCUGCUCACUGGGGGCAAUGCACUUUCGCAGGCGAUCAACGAUGCUUGGUUGAACAUCAACUCGACCAAGCCCAGCAAUCGCAGCGUUGGACUGGCGAUGGCGGUGAUGGGGAGCAAUCUCGGAGGCCUCGCCGGGCAGCAGCUUUUCCAAGAGUCCGACGCUCCGAGGUAUCCCAAGGCUUUUCUCGCGAUUCUUUUGCUGUACGGAGCUUCGAUCCCCAACACUUUGGCGUUGAUGUACACAUACUGGAGGGCCAACCGCAAGACCCAGACCAGCUCAGAUGAGAACAAUGGCGUUGUAGGCGAGAAGCGCUUUGAUCUAUAA
Molecule: messenger RNA, 999 nt
Organism: Colletotrichum aenigma
Lineage: Eukaryota; Fungi; Ascomycota; Sordariomycetes; Glomerellales; Glomerellaceae
Product: putative transporter
Exons: 2
Coding region: 1-999 (332 amino acids)
Biological process (GO): transmembrane transport
Cellular component (GO): membrane
Molecular function (GO): transmembrane transporter activity
Source: RefSeq, a predicted model, not a curated record